This is a messenger RNA of Nicotiana tabacum (common tobacco), 3124 nucleotides long. RefSeq names its product ABC transporter C family member 3. The record is from RefSeq and is a predicted model, not a curated record. Gene Ontology annotation, molecular function: ATP binding; ATP hydrolysis activity; ABC-type transporter activity. Gene Ontology annotation, cellular component: membrane. NCBI's taxonomy places the organism in Eukaryota, Viridiplantae, Streptophyta, Magnoliopsida, Solanales, Solanaceae. Gene Ontology annotation, biological process: transmembrane transport.
AACUUCGCUUGGGAUGCAUCCACCUUGACUCCACUUCUAAAGGAUGUAAAUCUUAGAGUGCUUAAUGGCAUGAGAGUUGCCAUUUGUGGUACAGUUGGUUCAGGAAAAUCAAGCUUACUGUCUAGCAUUUUAGGAGAGAUGCCCAAAUUAUCAGGGACUAUUAAACUCAGCGGAACGAAAGCUUAUGUUGCACAGUCGCCCUGGAUACAGAGUGGAAAGAUAGAGGAGAACAUAUUAUUUGGUAAAGAGAUGCAGAGGGAGAAGUAUGAUAAAGUUCUUGAAGCGUGCUCCUUAAAGAAAGACCUGGAAAUUCUCUCUUUUGGCGAUCAAACAGUAAUAGGGGAGAGAGGCAUUAAUUUGAGCGGUGGACAGAAGCAGAGAAUACAGAUUGCUCGUGCUCUUUACCAAGAUGCUGAUGUUUACCUAUUUGAUGAUCCGUUCAGUGCUGUGGAUGCUCAUACCGGAUCCCAUCUCUUCAAUGAAUGUAUAAUGGGGCUAUGGAAUUCAAAAACAGUUUUAUAUGUUACACAUCAAGUGGAGUUUUUGCCUGCUGCGGAUUUGAUCUUGGUCAUGAAAGAUGGAAGGAUCAGAGAAGCUGGGAAAUACAAUGAUCUUCUCAAAUUAGGUAGUGACUUCAUGGAACUUGUGGGUGCUCACCAAGAAGCUUUAACAGCAAUUGACACAGUUAAGGGAGAAGCAUUGAGAAAGAGUGUGGAAAUGACUGGUGAUAAUACAAAUGUGCAGAAGGAUAAAAAGAUUCCAGAUGGCCAAAAUGGUAAAGUGGAUGAUAUUGUUGGAACAAAGGGACAAAUUGUUCAGGAGGAGGAAAGAGAGAAAGGUAGUGUUGGUUUUGCAAUUUACUGGAAAUAUAUAACAACUGCAUAUGGAGGUGCUCUCGUGCCAUUUAUGCUGUUGGCACAAGUUGGUUUUCAGCUCCUUCAAAUUGGAAGCAAUUAUUGGAUGGCUUGGGCAACUCCCGUCUCAAAGAGUGAUCCACCUCCUGUUGGGGGUUCUACUCUCAUCAUUGUAUAUGUUGCUUUAGGAAUCGCAAGUGCUUUCUGCAUCCUUGCUAGAACCAUGCUUCUUGUUACCGCUGGAUAUAAGACAGCCUCAUUGCUUUUCCAAAAAAUGCAUCUUUGCAUUUUCCGUGCUCCAAUGUCCUUCUUCGAUGCCACACCAAGUGGGCGGAUCCUAAACAGAGCAUCGACAGAUCAAAGUGCAAUUGAUCUGAACGUUCCCUUUCAAGUUGGAUCCUUUGCCUUCACAAUAAUACAGCUUUUAGGAAUUAUUGGAGUAAUGUCACAAGUUGCAUGGCAGGUCUUCAUUGUCUUUAUUCCGAUCAUUGCAGUUUCCAUCUGGUUGGAGCAAUAUUACAUACCAUCAGCACGAGAACUGGCACGACUAAAUGGGACAUGCAAAGCUCCAGUAAUACAGCACUUUGCCGAGACAAUUUCAGGAUCAAGCACAAUUAGAAGUUUCGAUCAGGAAUCUAGAUUCCAGGACGCAAGUAUGAAAUUGAUAGACAAUUAUUCUCGACCUAAGUUUCACACCGCUGCUGCAAUGGAGUGGCUCUGCAUGCGUUUGGAUAUGCUAUCUCUGAUCACUUUUGCUUUCUCAUUAAUUUUCUUGAUCUCUCUUCCUGUUGGAACAAUUGACCCAAGUGUUGCUGGCUUAGCUGUUACAUAUGGGCUUAAUCUGAACAUAUUACAAGCUUGGGUUGUUUGGAAUCUUUGUAUGAUGGAAAAUAAAAUUAUUUCUGUUGAAAGAAUACUUCAGUAUACUGCUCUUCCAAGUGAACCUCCUCUUAUCAUAGAAUCUAACAGACCAGACCCUAACUGGCCAUCUUGUGGAGAGGUUGAUUUUAGCAAUCUUCAGGUCCGAUAUGCUCCUCACAUGCCUCUAGUGUUGCGAGGCCUUACAUGCACUUUCUUUGGUGGAAAGAAGACUGGAAUUGUCGGUAGGACAGGCAGCGGUAAAUCUACUCUAAUACAGACCCUCUUCCGCAUAGUUGAACCAGCUGCUGGACAAAUAAAAAUAGAUGGUACCAGCAUCUCCUCAAUUGGUCUACAUGAUCUACGGUCUAGAUUGAGUAUAAUUCCACAGGAUCCAACUAUGUUUGAGGGGACAGUUCGCAGCAACCUAGACCCGCUUGAAGAGUAUUCAGAUGAACAAAUUUGGGAGGCGCUCGAUAAGUGUCAGCUAGGAGAAGAAGUGAGGAAGAAGGAAGGCAAACUUUAUUCUACAGUAUCUGAGAACGGAGAGAACUGGAGUGUAGGCCAAAGGCAGCUGGUCUGUCUUGGCCGUGUGCUACUGAAAAAGAGCAAGGUCCUGGUCCUUGACGAGGCUACAGCAUCUGUCGACACUGCAACUGAUAAUCUGAUUCAGCAAACUCUAAGGCUGCACUUCUCUGAUUCCACGGUUAUAACCAUUGCUCAUAGGAUUACAUCUGUGCUUGACAGUGAUAUGGUCCUACUAUUAGAUCAUGGGCUCAUUGCUGAAUACGACACUCCAGCCAGGUUGUUAGAGAACGAAUCCUCAUUGUUUGCUAAGCUCGUGGCAGAGUAUAGUAUGAGGUCAAAUUCAAGUUUUGAGAAUGUUUCAGAUACGUGAGUCUCAGAAAGUAAUCUUCUUUAAUCACGUUACACGAUGAUGAUGAUGAAAGUAUGUUCAAACCUUUGCCAGUGGGCUAUGUAAGGGUGUUCAAAGUCUAUUUUUAAUCAAUAACAAGUAAUAUUUUACCUUAUAUGGAGUAUAAUUUUCCGGCGAAGGGUGGUCGGUUGGUUGAACGUAGCUUCGCCCCUGGACUCUAGACGAGUACUUUAGUCGAUACUGUUUUGAGUUUCCGUCUUUGGACAUCAUAGCUUGAACAAGAAGUCAAGAACCAGCGAAAUGCAGGUCAUGCCUGUGGAAACUGUAACAAUCCUAUGGCAGGGAAAGAAACCUAUAUCUAGUGAUGCAAUAUUGAUUGUGAAAUGGCAUUUGUUUUUGUUUAGACUUUUUGAUGAGAAAAUGUAUACGUAACUUGUGUUUCAAUAAUUUGAAUGUAUGUUGAGUCAAGUGAUUAGUUAGCUAAGAGUACACGGAUUUUGCUCCUUCUGGGUAAAAGAAGUAACCUUUUUGUUGA